Paraphaeosphaeria sporulosa is the source of this 963-nucleotide messenger RNA. RefSeq lists its product as uncharacterized. NCBI's taxonomy places the organism in Eukaryota, Fungi, Ascomycota, Dothideomycetes, Pleosporales, Didymosphaeriaceae. The record is from RefSeq and is a predicted model, not a curated record. The transcript has 2 exons. Bases 1 to 963 code for a protein of 320 amino acids.
AUGCUCCCCCGCCCCCUUCUGACAACUACAUUUGGUUUGUCCUAUCGUAAAAUACCAAUCCUCGCAAUCGGAAAGGAUGUUUACUGUGACACAUCGCUCAUUAUCGAAGCUCUCGAGCAUUUUUUCCCGCCAAGCGAUGGCUGGGGCACUAUUUACCCUCCCAGUUCCAUCCCUGGCUGGAACUACCGAGGAUAUGCACGCGGCUUUGCGAGCUUUUGGACAGAUAGACCCUUUUUCCGCACUACAACAGGCCUUAUCCCCCCUUCCGUGUGGGCGUCCCCUUUCGGCACCGACCGUGCUCAGCUCAUCGGGCACACGCUCGACCCGGCAAAACUCGCCGCGAAGGUCCCGCAGAAUCUCGGGGCGUUCGAAACGCAUCUGAGCCUUUUGGAGCCAACGCUCAAAGACAGUAGUAAGUGGCUCAUGCCAACAGAGGCGCCGAGUCUUGCAGACAUAAGUGUCUACUACCAGCUCAAGUGGGGUAUGGACAUUGCACGGGGAAAAGGCGUGUACAACCUCACAGGUGGGAAUGUGGGCGAGGACGGAGAGGAUAUCGCGCAAGUUGUUUUCAAUGAAGAACGGUAUCCUGGGGUAUGGGCGUGGUUCAAUCGCUUUGAAGCAUAUAUUUCCUCGCUCCCGGAUCUGCAGACUGAGAUCACGUCCGCAGACACGCGCUGGAAGGAAGACAUUCGGCGUAUGGAGGGAGAGGCGUCGCUGGGUCUUGUGCCCACACCCGCAGGACCGAACAAGGAACUUGAUGGGAGGAGAGGCCUUGUGGAGGGCGUGCUGGUCAGCGUGGUGCCAGAUGACACAGGCAAAGGGAAUCCGACAGUAGGUACGCUGAUGCAUGUUGGGGUUGAGGAAAUCAGUAUCAAGCCCGAGGAGAAAGGCGAGGUACAUGUCGUUGUACAUUUUCCGAGGGUAGGUUUUGUGAUCAAGGGCAUGGAAGGAAGCAGGUUGUGA